UUAGUAGUAAAACGGUGUUCGUAAAUCAUGUGCUGCUUAAUGACUAUAGCGUUUUAUUUGAUCCUGGCCGGGAUCAUCCUGAAGGCUUACACCAAACUCUCAAUGGGUUGGUGCAGAGCUAACGUGUGCCUGGUCGGAAAAACUGCUUUGGUAACUGGAGGAAAUUCUGGCAUCGGAUACGAAACCGCCCUACACUUGGCAUCCAGAGGAUGCAGAGUCAUAAUAGCCGAUGUCGCUGAUUCUGAAGCUAGCAAGAAGCGAAUUUCUGAAGAAACUGGUAACUGUAACAUCGUCUGCAAAAAGUUCGAUCUUAGUAGUCUGAAGUCCAUCCGCGAGUUUGCCGAAGACAUUACCAAGAGCGAAUCUAGGUUGGACAUCCUGAUCAAUAACGCUGGAGCCGCCGGUUUCGUAGAUACCUACACCGACGAUGGAAUGUUGAAGGGCAUGCAAAUUAAUCAUUUCGGUUCAUUCCUGUUGACUCAUCUCUUAGUUGAUAUCUUAAAGAAAACGCCUAAGAGUCGCGUGAUAUUCGUCAGCUCUUUGAUGUCGUUCCUGAACCAACUGGAGACUGUUGAAGACAUCAACAGACCACCAAAGGUGGAAGACAAGAACAGGCAUACCUUGAUCGAGUACAACAACAGCAAACUUUGUAAUAUAAUCUCGGCCAGAGGAUUCUCUAGGAGACUCUUGAAGCACGAUAUCACCGUGAACGUUGUGCAUCCUGGUGCCGUCUGCACGGCUAUCUUUAGCAUGGCUCGCGGCCGUAUGGGAGGAUCCAGCUGGACAUCACGUAUCGGUCACAUGGUAUCCGACAGUUCAAUUUGGAUGUUCGGAAAAACUGCCGUGGAAGGUGCUCAGACCACGUUGCAUUGCGCAAUCGACAAAUCCGUGAACGGCGUGUCCGGUCAAUUCUUCUCCGACUGCAAAAUUUACUGGAAGGUCCCAGCAAAAGCAGCAGAUGAAUCUUUCUGCGAUGCCGUUUGGGCAGAGAGCGAGAAGCUUGUCAAAUUGACAGCAGAGGAGAAACUGCAAUGAUAAGAUGUAUUAUUAUACAAUAAAUUAUUAUUUUUACAUAA
Messenger RNA from Nicrophorus vespilloides, 1076 nucleotides. Its product is annotated as retinol dehydrogenase 12-like. Lineage: Eukaryota; Metazoa; Arthropoda; Insecta; Coleoptera; Silphidae. The record is from RefSeq and is a predicted model, not a curated record. The transcript is spliced from 4 exons. Bases 28 to 1035 code for a protein of 335 amino acids.